CAAAUCUUAAAAGUUUUUAAAAUUUUCAAAAUUGUUUGGAAAAGAGCGAUUACAGUGAAAUAAGUUUCGAAUGAUUUUAAUGAGUUCAUCUGGUGCCUCUAGUAAAUGAGAAAAACAAUAAUUUUCGCGACGAUCAUUCCGCGAUUUUGAAAUAGAACAUUCAUUUCGCAGCUUUUGUUGAGAUCGAAUCUUUUUCGAUCAGAUUAUACAAACAAGUGUAAAGAUCCGUAAUCAGAACAUGGCGGAAAUGAAGAAUCCACCAUCCUACGAAGAGGUGAUCUCGGAAAGUUUUCAAGGGAAUCCACCAGUUCAAAAUAUUCCGGCAGUGAUAACGGUGGCCCCAUCGGCUCCAUAUCCUCAACAGAUGUAUCCGGGAGUUCCCACAGCGUAUCAAAGGCCGAUGCCCAAUCAUGGUUAUGGAUCUAUGGAUGUUACCGGAAAUGCAGUCCCAGCUAAGGUAGGUCCAACUGUGAUGCCUCCGACAGGGGGUGGUAUUGCGGCCAGUACAACUACGACUGCGGUACUGAUACCACAAGAAAUUAUUGUGGUCGGGGGAUGUCCGGCCUGUCGCAUUGGCAUGCUCGAGGACGAUUACACGUGCUGUGGGGUUUGUUGUGCCAUUUUUUGCUUCCCUGUAGGCAUCCUUUGCUGUUUAGCAAUGAAGAACAAACGGUGCACAAACUGUGGAGCACAGUUCUAGGUUCUAGGCAACGAAAAGGUCUUGUCAUUACUUUUUGUGUUAAUAUUUUCCAAGUGUGAAAUAAAUCACAUUAUAAACUACCAAAAAAAAAAAUAAGGUGAUUGGUAACAAUGAAAGUGUGCGGCAAAUAAUAUGAUUGAUAUUGAUAAGUGUUAACGAAUAGGCCAUUUUUUACAAGAGGUAUUUGCAUUUAGAUAUGUUAUGACACACGUGUUUAAAGAUAAUUCAUACGAUUUACAAUAAAAUCUAUUCCACUUG
This is a messenger RNA of Uranotaenia lowii, 958 nucleotides long. RefSeq names its product brain protein I3. The record is from RefSeq and is a predicted model, not a curated record. NCBI's taxonomy places the organism in Eukaryota, Metazoa, Arthropoda, Insecta, Diptera, Culicidae. The transcript has 2 exons. The coding region runs from base 239 to 700 and encodes 153 amino acids.